CAGCAGCAAGCGCGUUUUGGAUCUUUGAGCGCUGAAAAUUGUAAUGUAAAAAUACGAGAAAUAAAUGUGUAUUGGCCAUCAUGGCAAAUCCAAGGAAAUUCAGUGAAAAAAUUGCCCUCCAUAAUCAAAAGCAGGCUGAGGAAACUGCCGCUUUUGAAAAAAUUAUGCGUGAAGUUUCCGACGCAACCAAUAAGCCUGAAGAAGCUACACUGGCAACACAAUAUGGCCUGGGUGGUGGUCGCAGUGGAGGGACAUCACCGUCUCGUUCGCCUGGUCAAAGAGGCCGCACCUCCUCGUCUGUAGGUCCAAUGCGCCGACCUGCCGACCGGAAGCAUGAUACCAGUCCUUAUGGAAGCACUGUUUACUUAAGUCCACCGCCGGACAGCAACUGGAGACGUACGAACUCUGAUUCGGCGUUACACCAGUCAUGUGGGGGCGACCAGCAAGCGGGUGCGCCGUCGCUUUCCCCCCACCAUCAUCCGCUACAUUCACACGCACACCCUCACUUGCAUCCGCAUCAAAAUCAUAGGAGAGUUGGCGAAAUGCACUUAAACGUUUUAGGAAUGGGCAUGCAUCCGACGAAUCGUCCCAGAUCAUCAUGUGAAAUACCGAGGAUACCAAAUAAUAAUAACGUGUACGAGAGCGGGGGGGAGGGCGGCGGCGGCGGCGGGGGCGGGGGGCUGGCGUGCGGCGAGCUGCAGGUGCCGGGCGGCUCGCUGCCCGACCUCACCGCCCUGCACUUCCCGCACUCCUCGCCGCACUACCUGCCGCACCGAACCAACACCUCGCCUGACUACCACAAUAGAUACAGUCCGACGUCGCCCGGGGCGGUGUCGCCCGCGUCCGGCUCCCCCAGCGCGGCGCCGCACACGCUGUACGACGCGCAGAAUCACUUAUCUGUACCAAACACAAAUAAUUAUCUUCAUCAUAGUAAGAACAUGUCACCUUUAGACCACGGAUGGAUAACGUCCGGGUACCAGUCGCACUGUAGUCCGCCCUCGCAAUAUUCAUCUACGUCAAAUAUAAACAUACCUUCGCCUACGAUGGCACAUAGUCCAGGUAGUCCGGUGGAAUCUCCGCAGGGUGACUACAGUUUACACCAAACGCUAUUGCAACCCUUCGAACAAAUUACAAUGCAAGGAGUUGACUGGGCGCAGUUGGUGCAGAGCCUCGUCGAGUCAGGCUGGACCGCGCACGUUCAAGUAGCGGAAAAUUUGGAUCAACCAGUGACGAAUUACAACACGACGUACCUAAAUCACAGUUCGCCGCAUUCACCGCAGACGACGAACACGCAACAUACGUACACUCAGUCAUCGCAGAGCAACGAUUGCCGGCGCGGGGCUCGCGACCCGGUAGCGGGGGGAUUCCCGGCGCUGCAGCCCCUCGCGUCCCCCUCCGCGCCCCCCACACCCGCCACGCCCGCCAGCAUACCCGACAUCAUACUCACCGAUUAUUCGGGCGAACUGGACGCGGGCAUUUUCGGCGGGGAGGAGGCUCAGCUGCGGGCCGGCCUCGACCUGGACGACCUCAACCUGCUGGAGGAGCCGAGCGCGCUGUUGCCGGACUCGUCCGUCGAGCACGAGUUCCGGCUCGACCGCUUGUAGUACCGCGCCCGUCGUGCCCGCGCCUCACUCGCCCUCUGAACGUCCGCCGUCGUCAUGCCGACGGUACACUCACCCCUACAGAGCCUCACUGCAUCUAUAUAAAUAACUAGC
Molecule: messenger RNA, 1715 nt
Organism: Bombyx mandarina (wild silkworm)
Lineage: Eukaryota; Metazoa; Arthropoda; Insecta; Lepidoptera; Bombycidae
Biological process (GO): protein homotetramerization; positive regulation of transcription by RNA polymerase II
Cellular component (GO): cytoplasm; nucleus
Molecular function (GO): cAMP response element binding protein binding
Source: RefSeq, a predicted model, not a curated record